CCCGGGCCUCCUCCUCCUUCAACACAUCUGUCUCUCAGAUCUCAAGCCUCUCUUCUACAAUCAACAUAGUUUGACUGUGAACAAACAAACAACUUUGCAAUCUCGACAAAGGUCUUCUUUCUACUUUCUACUUGAUUUAUAUCCCGUCUUUUCAGACAGUACUUGGUGACGGUACUGCCUCUUGGGAAGUUUUUGGGAUCCCAUUCACAGCUUGGAUAUCCGCCUACUUAUCUUCCACCAGGGCAUGCGUUCAUGAUGACCGCUACUGCCUAUCCUCCAACAAUGACUGACCUUCGCGGAGACUCUCACUCGAACAUGUGGUCCUACGGACCUGCUCAUCUUUCCAGCCGCAUGGGCAGCUCCAUCGACGCUGCCUUCCACUCUGGUGCUCCUCAGGCCCGCCCCAGAACCGGCCAGGAAACGCUCGACACCACGGGCUACUCUUACAACAGAUACUCGCAAACUGAAUCUUCUCCUUACGACCGCACGCAGUCUGUUUCUAGCCUUUCUUCGCACCAGAGCUACCCCGGCAUCAAGAGAUCCUUCUCCCAGUCGGAAACACCGUACCAAGAGAUUGUCCAGGACCUUCGGGAUGACGGAUCACGCCUCACUGUCAACCAGGACCACAAGCUCCUCUCCUUCCGCCGUGCCCAGGAAAAGAACACCGUCGUUGACCAGCAUGGCCGCAUCCAGCAACUCGAACUCUCUGCUCAGCUUCACGGCAUGUUCUUCCUCUCUGAGAUGCCCGCCGCUGGCCCCGAAGGCUCCCCUCUCCAGCCUGAGUUGACUUGCUACCGCCGCAACUUGUUCCAAGUUAGUGGCUCCUUUGUUACUCCUCGUGGCCCCAUCUCCAUUGUCAACGACGCCAACGAAACCGUCCCUGUCCAGAGCAUGGAAGUGACUAUCUCCGCUAUUGAAUCUGUCGACGGCAAUGCCGUUCGCCUCAUCGUCAUUCCCUGGAAGACACCCCCACCCAACUCUCCCGAAGUGAACAACGCCCCUGACCAGGAGCCUCCUUCGCUUCCUCUCAUUCCUUUCCAGGACAACAACCCCGAGGCAGAGGGCGACUACGCUGUCUACCCCAUUGGAUGGCGCCGUCUCCAGUUCAGAAUUGCUACCGCCAACAAUGGCCGCCGCAAGGAACUCCAGCAGCACUUUGUUCUCCACCUCAAGGUUAUGGGAACUCUUGCCGACAAUACCAAGGUUGUCCUCACAGAAUCCACCACCGCUCCUAUUGUCGUUCGUGGACGCAGCCCUCGCAACUUCCAGGCUCGCAAGGAGAUUCCUCUUUUGGGCUCCAGCGCCGGAUCUCGUGGACAGGCUCUUGUUGAGACUGGUGUGGGUGUUAUUGCUGGUGCCCUCAGCAAGCGCCCCGACGGAAAGCCCAGAGGAAGCAUCGACAUGCAGGUCCCUCGCUCUUCCUUCACCUUCAGCCCUCCUAAGCCUGUUGGUCAGCUCAGCGCCAUGCGCUCAAACUCUUACCCUACUUGGAACGCUCAGAUUCCUACCACAGGUGCCACUACUUACGGUGCCACGGCUCUUAGCGAGCCCUACCCCAAGCUCGGUCUCCAGAGCAGCUCUAGCUUUACAGAGGGCCAAGACCCUCUCUCCAGCUCCAUGACCCCUUCUAUGCCUCUGUCUCUAGUUUCUAUGGAUGGUGGUCGCGCCACAAAGAGCCCGCGCCAUAACAGCCAGCAGUCUGUCCAUGGCCCUAUCACUCCUGCUGAUACUCCAUCUGAAUAUCGCUACAACGGUGCUGGCGGUGCUGGUCGCGACUACUACCCUUCAUCUGCUACCGGCUGGACUACCACCGCUGGAGAGCAAGCUUCGAGCCUUGCCUACGCUGGCAACGAUGCCAGAACUUACUCUUUCUCCCAGGAGCAGUACAAGGCGGGUCCCUCGCCUCUCUCCUCCAAGCAGGAUGCUGCACUCUCUGGAUCUACUCCCGUUUACGGUGCUGCCCCUCGCGGAUCUUUCGAAUCCAUGAACAACUACUCUUGGAGCACCAACUAAGGAUACCCCAAUUUCGGCGUUUUUGUACACGGCUAGCCUUCCGGUUCCGGUGGGCUCUUAUUCCCCUCACGCUGCUUGCUUUUGGUUUGGAAAUCUUUGUUUUAUACGUUUUGGGCAGGGCUCUUUUGGUUUCACGUUUACGAUUGCACCAACGACACUUUUGGGAGGUUCUUUCGUCAACUUUUGUUUUCACAAUUCUUUUUCUCGCAAAGGGGACGGCGCUUAUCUGCUUUUGUGCUAAUACACCAAUCUAUACCGACCGCUCUGCUUUUUCUUUUUGGGCACGGUUUUUUGAACAAAAAAAGGACUGCAGACGCAGUCGAGGAACUUUUUACGACGAGCAUGAGAAACGCUUUCUAUUCACAAAGAGAUACGAUUAUCUAAGGAGCGAGGAGUUGUCGACAUACUUUUCCCUGGCCUUUAGCCGUUUUCUCGAGGACUUGCUGUGGAUUAUAGAUGUCAUCACGUUUUAUAUAUAGUUUUUAACCAUCACGUUUUAAUAAUAUCUUUUUAAUCAGAAUCUCGGCAGCAG
This is a messenger RNA of [Torrubiella] hemipterigena, 2545 nucleotides long. The record is from the annotation of a GenBank genome assembly. Lineage: Eukaryota; Fungi; Ascomycota; Sordariomycetes; Hypocreales; Clavicipitaceae.